Molecule: messenger RNA, 1970 nt
Organism: Hibiscus syriacus
Lineage: Eukaryota; Viridiplantae; Streptophyta; Magnoliopsida; Malvales; Malvaceae
Product: probable E3 ubiquitin-protein ligase ARI8
Exons: 2
Coding region: 73-1884 (603 amino acids)
Biological process (GO): protein polyubiquitination; positive regulation of proteasomal ubiquitin-dependent protein catabolic process; ubiquitin-dependent protein catabolic process
Cellular component (GO): ubiquitin ligase complex; cytoplasm
Molecular function (GO): zinc ion binding; ubiquitin protein ligase activity; ubiquitin conjugating enzyme binding
Source: RefSeq, a predicted model, not a curated record
AUCCCCUCUUUCCCUCCGCUGUUGUAGUAUCCUAGGUCUCCUAUUUUCUUCUAGGGCUAGAUUUAUUUUGUCAUGGCUGAUUCUGUUGUGAACGAUUCCCAUGACGACUUCUACAACGACAAUACAGAUGAUGACUUGCAUCCACACCGAGGCAACAACAGCCGUGAAGAUGAUCAUGAUCACGACGAUGGUGACGAUGGGAUUGCGCUCGAAGAAGAUGAGACUGAUGAUUUUCGGAUGAUCCGCAAGAAUUGUACUGUUCUAACCGAAGCAGAUAUACGUCAGCGUGUAACUGAUACUGUCGCUGAAGUCUCCUCUGUCCUCUCUUUAUCGAAAACCGAGGCAGGUAUCUUACUCCUUCACUUUCACUGGAGUGUUAGUAAUGUUUUUGAUGCGUGGUUUGCUGAUGAAAAACUAGCCCGUGAAAAGGCAGGCUUGUUUGUUAAAACAUUGGUCGAAUCACCUGAUCAUGGCGGCAAUAUGCUUUGUGAAAUCUGCUUUGAAUACUACCCUUGUGAUGGGUUGAAGUCCACAAGAUGUGGACAUCCUUAUUGUAAUGAUUGCUGGAGUUCCUACAUUAAAACGGCCAUUCUUGAUGGCCCUCAAAUUUUAUUGCUAAAGUGUCCCAACCCACCUUGUCGUGCUGCUGUGGGAGAAGACAUGGUGGGUCUAUUUGCAUCCGAGAAAGAGAAAAAGAAGUAUUCUGGUUACUUUGUCAUGUCAUAUGUUGAAUCAAACAAGAUGAUCAAGUGGUGUCCUGGUCCAGGCUGUGAAAACGCUGUAGACUUUGUCGCUGGUAGUGAAAGUUUCGAUGUUUCUUGCCUUUGCUCCCAUUCCUUUUGCUGGAAUUGUACUCAAGAAGCUCAUCGUCCGGUGGACUGUGAAACUGUGUCAAAAUGGAUGUUAAAGAACAGCUCGGAGUCUGAGAAUAUGAACUACAUACUAGCUUUUACCAAGCCUUGUCCCAAAUGCAAAAGGCCGAUCGAAAAAAACAUGGGGUGUUCGCAUAUGACUUGUAGGGCGCCUUGCUAUUUCGAGUUUUGCUGGCUUUGCCUUAAAGAAUGGAAAAGGCAUAACCUUUGUAAUCGUUUCAGGGAGAACCCUGAAGAGGAAAAAAGAGAGAAGGCCAAGAAAUACAUGAUGAAAUACGCCCAUCACUUUGAACGCUGGGCGACCAAUAAGAAGUCGAUGAUGAAGGCUGCUGAUGACUUGCAAAAUGUGCAAUCGAAACAGAUUGAGAUUGUCCGUCAUGUUCAAGAACAAUCUGCGGCUGAAAUCAGUUUUAUAACAAAGGCAUGGCAACAGAUAAUUGAAUGCAGGAGGGUACUUGCAUGGACCUAUGCAUAUGGAUUUUACUUACCGGAUGAAUGCCAGGCUAAAAGGAACUUGUUUGAGUACUUGCAAGGCCAGGCCGAGUCUGGCUUGGAGAGGCUUCAUGAUUGUGCUGAAAAGGAGCUGCUGCCAUUCCUCAAACUCAAGCGCUCAACAAUGGAAUUCAUCGAGUUCCGUGAAAAGCUUACUUUGCUCACUAGUGUGACUAGAAAUUACUUUGACAACUUGGUUACCGCUUUGCAGAAUGGACUGUCUGAUGUAAACUCAGGGGGUUCAUCAAGUGUUCCAAAGAAACGCAAGUUGAUUGGGACUGAGGCUAUUGCUGCGGCUGUCAUCGGAGCUCCAGACUUCAAAACGAACACUAACGAUAACUCUGCCACUGGCGCUGCCAUGGAACCAUGGGCUUGUACUUAUUGUUCCUUCGAAAAUGAAGGUUCUUCAACAUUCUGUACAAUGUGCGAACGAGGUUCUUGGACUUGUGAUGUCUGCACUUUCACCAAUUCCAGGACCUCGAUCACAUGCGCUAUGUGUUCAGAAGCACUGGAGCCGUAGAUUAGUCCAAAUGGGUGCAAGUUUAUUUUGUCUUUUCAUCAUUUGCUACUUUCAUGCAUUUUUAGGAUGUAAUUCACAUAGAUGAU